Messenger RNA from Amoebophrya sp. A25, 3313 nucleotides. The record is from the annotation of a GenBank genome assembly. NCBI's taxonomy places the organism in Eukaryota, Dinophyceae, Syndiniales, Amoebophryaceae.
AGUCUUCUAGGAAACGUCCUAAACGACCAUCAAGAGCAAGAACCAUGACGAUCGACGCCGACGUCAUCCAAGGCGUCGCAGGUCGUCGUAGUACUGGCUUAGCCAUUGACGCUUUUGGUCAGCCAGUCGGGACCGACAGAAAAAUCACGGAGGCGAGGGUUAAGUUAGGAAUGUGAAUCCCGCUAAAAAGAAAAACUCAUGUUGUAAAGCUAACGGUAGAAUCAGAUAAACUGAAGAAUCUACUGGAUACUACAACAUACAACUACUACCACUUCCACUAUUUGUUACUGUCCUCACUACUUGCCACGGCCACUUAUCGAUAUGUAGAAGACAGAGUAAGUACUUAGGUUCUUGAAUCUCCCGACAUGUAGCUCUUCUAAGUCAAGCCUGGUUAAAAGAAAAGAACCUUUCGCGAUUGUUCAAGACUUUACAGAAGCACAGGUUCGACGAUUUUGAGACCCUGCAAGCGCUAGACGAUGGGUAUCUCCGUGAAAUGGGCGUGGUUGCGGGUGAUCGCGUCCGCCUCCUUAAAGCUAUUCGGGGAGACUUUUAUUUUGGAGAAGGACAAGGAGGUGGAGGUUCGCCUUCUCCGCGAGGGCCACGGACCAGGUUUUUAGACCUUGGAGGAGAUGAGGACGAUUCGCAUCUUUAUCAUGGACUUGGGCAUGGAAGUAGCAGAAGAGCAGGGGAACGACGCAUGUACAACGAUAAUGCUGGUCGCUCUCGUUCUUACAACUACGACCACCACGUCGAGGCGGGAACAACAAAAAUAUCUUCAAGGCCUCCUCCAUUCGAACAUGAUCAACAAAGACGACAAGAACAUGGUGGGCGGCAAGGGCAUCAAAAGACUGUCCAAAUUGUUGGAGCACCGACUUCUUUGGAGGAAGAAGAAGACGAGGAAGUAGGAGCUCCUGUGAAGAAAGAUCAAGUUGCACAGCAGGAUCACGAGCGCAACGACAAUAGCAAGAAAGAGGAAAAGAACAAGGCCAUCAGCACUGCUGGAGAACCAAAGCAAGUGGCUGAUGAAUCGCUCGCGGCCGUAGUAGUGGAAGAACAGGAUAAGAGAGAUCAGAACAAAGUCUCGACGUCACCCCAUGCUUCUCAAAACAUCAUCAGAGUGAAUAAUACUAUCAACAAAAAUACUCCAACAGGAGCAGGAGCUCCGCCACAGCGUUUACUUCCUGGUGGUGCCACCUCAUCUCGGCCACAACUGAGACGUAGCCGCAGAUACGAGGACUUGGACCAAGUCGAUUGGAAUAUGGGAUCUGAAGCAGCUAAUCGGCGAAAGGAGUACGCGAAAAAGGUGAUUGGAGUGAGUAUAUUUUAUGAACUACUUCAUCAACUUCUUGUAUUUAUCAUUAUUUAGACAGGACGAUCACGAUCAGAAGAUCUUCGCAAAAACGUCCUGGCAUGGGAGACGGGAUUGAAUUUCCACACACUAAAAGUAUCUGAAGAAGACGUUGAUGAAAUUGAAAACUUUUGCAAAUUAAUCUCUGAUGCAAGCAUCAUCUAACGUUUCCUGGAGGGUCUAUUGAUCGCGCUGCGUGCGACAAUGUGGUGGGCUCAGUGUUUGGUCUAUGUGCCUCUUUUCAUAGCGAAUUUGUAUGGCUUGCAGUGGAGGAAACGCGUCGACGUUUUCACAGCCUUGCGGGGAUUGCGUGUGGUGGAAAAACAGCAAUGUGGGUAUCUGGGUUCCGACGUCUACAGAAGCUCUGUCGCGGAGUGCGAGACGGUUGUUAAGGGAGUGGGUAGAUGAGUUUUCAGUUUUGUACUUCUACUUAGCUUCCUUCCGAUUUGCAAGAUCAGUAUCUCCAUUUGCUUGAGCAGUGUUUAAUGUAGAGUUUUGUGGCAUUAUUCUGAUGUGAAACUGCAAUAUUUUAUACAUUGUGAAGGAGGACCUCUCCCUGGUGAAUUCAGGCUUUUUGUUUUUGCCGACAGGAGCCAGGUCACUUCUUUGAUUUUUUCUUUCAUCUAUCUUCUUCAGGAGGAGGAUGGUUUUGUUCUCUUUUCAUUCUAAGAUCAAGCAAGGACGGAAGCUGCAGAGAGGUGCGAUGUUGUUAGUCUCGCAAGCAGUCGCACUGACAUUUAAGGCUAGAACCGCUAAUCUAUCUCUAUUACUUACUACGUACAGAGGACCUGAUGAACGGCCCAACGAAGGAAUUCUAUCAAGGGAUUAAUGCCUAACUUCUGACGAGGGAGCGCACGCCACGACACGAAAUAAAAUGCUUGAACAACAAUCAUAGGCGGAGGAUCAGAACAAGCUCAUGCUCAAGGAGCUCUAAUACGGCGGUCUGGGUCUUUGGUCUGAUGAUUUUCUCUAGUGUAAUGAUACUGGCUGACAAGCGAGAAGAUGUGACGUUUGAGGCGGUCACCAAAAGCGUUUUUCAGGAUGAUAGCUCUACUUUCAACUGGUUUGCGGUGACGAUUUUGGGUAUUCUUGCAGCUUUCAGCGGAUGCUAUGCAUUUUAUGAUGUUUGAAAUGGAAAAUAAUAAGAAGCUUUUUACUCGGUAGCGUUAUACAGAUAUUGAUGAUGUAGUUGCAGCAGAGGGUGCUCAAAAAUGAAUCAAGAACAUGUGAAAUAAAUGAUUGUAAUUAUACAAUCUUAGAUCUAGCGGAAAACGAUAGAUACCAACUGAUGCUUGAUGUGCCCAAAAAAGAAGCACAUUCGAGGGUCGUGCUAAGGAGUAAGAGUAAGCUUUUUCUUCAUCCUUUCAUACAUUGCUGUUUAUCGCCAUGUUCCGCAACGAGUAUCGGAGUGGCUUGAUCAAAAAAGCCCACGUUGAGGAGCUCAAGACGAAGGUUGCGCGUUUGCAAAAACUCGAUAUCAAGGUGAAAAAUGAAUACGACUCUUCGUCAGUCCAGAGAAGCAUCAGAGAUGGAGUUGAAAAUGCUGGAGGCAGCCGAGACCAUGGAGAAAAGAAAAACAAUGAAGACCACAGCGAGGAGUCUUCAUAUCAUAGAGCAGUGGACGUAGGCAAGCAAGUAGAUCCGCAGAUCAAGCCGCUGUUCGAUCUAUCGCUUCCGCUAGACGAGCAGUCUUUAGUUGGCAAGCUAGACGUGAGCGUUCAAAGUUCGACUAAGCUUAUGGUCACUUUGAUAAAUAUAUCAUUUUGGAAGAGAAAUUAUUGCUACCUCGUCGCAGCUAAGAUGAAAGUAGUUGUGGUAGUGUUCUCAUCUUAUCACAAUAUCAUCGAGAAACGAGGAGAGGACAAAUACGCAGUUCUUUCCCUAUCCUCGUCUAACUCCCAAAACCUGUGGGAGCAGAUUGGACAGGUGGGAGCAGUUGUAAAGUUUUUGAAAGGGGGUGCCUGA